UAGGUCUGAACUAGGGUUUUGACAGAGCCCGCAAGACAGCCCCAAGAAAACUAGGAACCUGUAGGAGAAACCGCUCUUGACAGCGCCAGUGGCCUUCAGCCAACAAAGAUAUGGCCACCAAUGCCAGCCCCUUGCACCCAUACUGGCCUCGGCACCUGAGACUGGACAACUUUGUGCCUAAUGAUUGCCCUACCUGGCAUAUACUGGCUGGCCUCUUCUCUGCCUCUGGGGUCUUAGUUGUGACCACAUGGCUGUUGUCAGGACGUGCUGCUGUCAUCCCACUGGGAAGCUGGAGGCGAGUGUCCCUGUGCUGGUUUGCAGUGUGUGGGUUCAUUCACUUAGUGAUUGAGGGCUGGUUCAGUCUCUACCACAAGGACCUUCUUGGAGACCAAGCCUUCUUGUCCCAACUCUGGAAAGAGUAUGCCAAGGGAGACAGCCGAUACAUCCUGAAUGACAAUUUCGUGAUAUGCAUGGAGACUAUGACAGCUUUACUGUGGGGACCACUAAGCAUUUGGGUGGUGGUUGCCUUUCUCCGCCAGCAGCCUCUCCGCUUUGUCCUACAGCUCGUGGUCUCUCUAGGUCAGAUCUAUGGGGAUUUACUCUACUUUCUGACGGAGUACCAUGAUGGAUUCCAGCAUGGGGAGCUGGGCCACCCGCUUUACUUCUGGUUCUACUUUGUUUUCAUGAAUGUCCUGUGGCUGGUGCUGCCCGGAAUCCUCGUGUUCGAUUCUGUGAAGCAGCUCACCCGUGCCCAGCGCCUGCUGGAUGCCAAAGCCACAAAAACCAAGAGCAAGUAGAACUAAUGAGGGAUGGACUAGGCUUGAACGCUGGCUGACGACAAACAAUUCACCUGCCAGAAGAGUCCAAUUCUUGCUCCCACAGGCUGAAAGGACAAAAUGAAUUGAUCUGUCAAUACUCAGGCUGAUGGGCAGGCACCAAAAGGGCCAGGAAUCGGGAAGAAAGGAGCUGUGUGGAGCUACUGCCAGGAGCUGUUGGGACAAAAGUCCAAGAGAACCUAAGAGGUUUGCAGUGGUGGCAAUUUUUAAAACCAAGAAAUAAAAGUCCUUGACCCUAA
Artibeus jamaicensis (Jamaican fruit-eating bat) is the source of this 1075-nucleotide messenger RNA. RefSeq names its product EBP cholestenol delta-isomerase (gene EBP). Gene Ontology annotation, molecular function: steroid Delta-isomerase activity; C-8 sterol isomerase activity; cholestenol delta-isomerase activity. Gene Ontology annotation, biological process: cholesterol biosynthetic process. The record is from RefSeq and is a predicted model, not a curated record. NCBI's taxonomy places the organism in Eukaryota, Metazoa, Chordata, Mammalia, Chiroptera, Phyllostomidae. The coding region runs from base 111 to 797 and encodes 228 amino acids. The transcript is spliced from 5 exons. Gene Ontology annotation, cellular component: membrane; endoplasmic reticulum.